GAAGAAGAAGAAGAAGAAGAAGAAGAAGGCGCAGAAGAAGAAUUCACAAGAGAAGAAGAAGGCCCUCUCCGUAUGGAAAUAUUUCUGACAGGAUUCCUCAGAAAAAAAAAAAAAGUUAGACCUGAAGAGGUUGACAGCAGAAGCUCGCUGAGGUUUUGACUCCAAGAAUCACGUCUUCUAAUGGAGUCACCAGAGCUUUGUGAGAAUAUGAAAACUGAGUUUUGCAUGACUUCAGAUUCAGAUGGGGGGACAUCAGACUCUGUGAGAUUUGUUAUCCCUAUCCCUGUGGAUCAACAGAAGCCUGUAAAAAAAGAAGAACCUGAAGAUGAAGGCUAUGUCUGUAAGAUGACAACAGAGUAUUGCUCAGUAAAACAAAAUGGAGGGCCAUCAAGCCCUGUGGAAUGUAUCAUCACUACUGACCAACAGACUGGAGGAUUCCAGAGGAAACCUAUAAAAGAGGAAGAACCUGAAGAUGAUGAAUUCCUCUACUGUGAGGACUGCAGAUCCUACUUCAUCAACAAGUGUGAGGUUCACGGUCCUGCUCUUUUCAUCUCUGAUACCCCUGUUCCCAUGGGGAUUGCUGACCGAGCAAUACAAACCCUUCCCCUCGGUCUAGAGGUUGGAAAGUCUGACAUUCCUGAUGCAGGCCUUGGGGUGUUCAAUAAGGGGGAGACUAUUCCACUUGGUGCACACUUUGGGCCCUAUGAGGGAGACCUGGUGGACAGAGAGGAAGCCAUGAAUAGUGGCUAUUCUUGGGUGAUAUCCAGGAGCAGGCAGUGUGAGAAAUACAUAGAUGGCCAGAAAGAGAUGCAUUCUAACUGGAUGAGGUAUGUGAAUUGUGCUCGUAAUGAAGAAGAACAGAAUCUUGUAGCAUUCCAGUAUCAAGGAGGCAUCCUCUACUGUUGCUGUCAACCCAUCAAAACCGGACAAGAGCUCUUGAUGUGGUACAAAGAUGACUACGGCAAACACCUUGGCCUUGCGUUCGACUACCUCUGGAAGAAAAAGUGCUCCUCAAAUGAAAUGAAUGAUGCCCUGCUGCAACUUUUCUACUGCUCCUGGUGUCCGCUUUCCUACACAUCUCAGUUUUAUCUUGACAAUCACAUAAGGAGAAGCCACUCUGAGGAAAAUAUGAGACUGCUGAUAUCAAGUGAAAUUAAAAAUGACAAUGUGAUACCCACAAGAAGCUCCACUAUUCAGCAAACAUGGUCUGAUACUCUCCACAAUAACAUCACUCAUGGACAAAUGCAGAAAGAACUGUAUCACUGCUCAAAAUGUGGGAAGGAUUUUAUUUCUGUCUAUAAUCUCAGUAAGCACCAGUGUGUCCAUGCAAGAGAAAAGCCAUUUCCCUGCACACAGUGUGGAAAGACUUUUACCUACCAACGUAAUCUCGGACAGCAUCAGCGCAUUCACACAGGAGAGAAGCCGUAUCACUGCUCGCAGUGUGGAAAGAGUUUUAAUAACGGGAGUAAUUACAGACAACACCAGCGCAUUCACACAGGAGAGAAGCCGUACCACUGCUCACAGUGUGGAAAGAGUUUUACUAACCAGUGUCAUCUCCGACAGCAUCAGCACAUUCACACAGGAGAGAAGCCGUUUCACUGCUCACAGUGUGGGAAGAGUUUUAAUCAACAGAGGUAUCUUGAAAGACACAAGAGCAUUCACACGGGAGAGAAGCCGUAUUACUGCUCACAGUGUGGGAAGAGUUUUAAUCGACAGAGUCAUCUCCAAACACACGAGCGCAUUCACACGGGAGAGAAACCGUAUCACUGCUCACAGUGUGGGAAGAGCUUUAAUCAACAGAAUGAUCUCCAAAGACACCAGCGCAUUCACACAGGAGAGAAGCCGUAUCAGUGCUCAGAAUGUGGGAAGAGCUUUAUUCAGCAGAGUGAUCUUCAAAAACAUCAGCGUGUUCACACAGGAGAGAAGCCGUAUCACUGCUCACAGUGUGGACAAAGAUUCACUUCUGUAAAUUCAUUUAAGACUCAUAAAUGCACCAAUGUAGACCAGACAAUUUAAAGUAGAACAAAUAGCAUGAUUAGCUUAAAUUAUAUAUCAAAGUAGUAAAAUUUAGCUAUAUUGAUCUCAAAUUAGCAACAAUGAUACAUGCUUGGGACAAUAUAAUAUAGUACACAAAUUUUACAGCAUAAAAGGAUAUUUAUGACAAAAGUUCUUCAGCAGCUGUGCAAGCACUGAGGUUCUGAAGCUGUAGUAAUUGGAGUAAUGAGAGUGGAGACGAGCUCUUUAUACCUGGGGUUCCUCAGUUGUUUGCAACUAGCAAUGCAAAGAGAUUUAACAUUCAUUUAUGUUAAUGCUGAGUGAUGAAGUUUUUAAGUAUAAUUUCUGUCACAAACUUCAAAGUCAUAUAUCUGUAGUAUUUUAUGUUCCUUGAACAAAUUGGGCUUGGAUGUAUUAUUUCUCCUGUUUCUCCUUUUAAUUUCAAAACUACUACACAUAAAUAAAUGUACAUAUAUUUAUUUCA
Messenger RNA from Pangasianodon hypophthalmus (striped catfish), 2479 nucleotides. Its product is annotated as histone-lysine N-methyltransferase PRDM9-like. The record is from RefSeq and is a predicted model, not a curated record. Gene Ontology annotation, cellular component: nucleus. Bases 181 to 2016 code for a protein of 611 amino acids. The transcript has 8 exons. Gene Ontology annotation, molecular function: histone methyltransferase activity; protein binding. Lineage: Eukaryota; Metazoa; Chordata; Actinopteri; Siluriformes; Pangasiidae.